This is a messenger RNA of Rangifer tarandus platyrhynchus (Svalbard reindeer), 1911 nucleotides long. NCBI's taxonomy places the organism in Eukaryota, Metazoa, Chordata, Mammalia, Artiodactyla, Cervidae. The record is from the annotation of a GenBank genome assembly.
AUGAAGAAGCUCCAGGGAGCUCACCUCCGCAAGCCUGUCACUCCAGACCUGCUGAUGACCCCAAGCGACCAGGGCGAUGUAGACCUGGACGUGGACUUUGCUGCAGACCGGGGGAACUGGACAGGCAAGCUGGACUUCCUGCUGUCCUGCAUUGGCUACUGUGUCGGCCUGGGGAACGUCUGGCGUUUUCCCUAUCGAGCCUAUACCAAUGGAGGAGGCGCCUUCCUUGUGCCCUACUUCCUCAUGCUGGCCAUCUGCGGCAUCCCCCUCUUCUUCCUCGAGCUCUCUCUGGGCCAGUUCUCCAGUCUGGGACCCCUGGCCGUCUGGAAAAUCAGCCCGCUCUUCAAAGGUGCCGGUGCGGCCAUGCUGCUCAUCGUGGGCCUGGUGGCCGUCUACUACAACAUGAUUAUCGCCUACGUGCUCUUCUACCUCCUGGCCUCCCUCACCAGCACCCUGCCCUGGGAACACUGUGGCAACUGGUGGAACACGGACCUCUGCCUCGAGCACAGAGGCUCCACGGACGGCAAUGGGGCUCUGCCCCUCAACCUCACCAGCACUGUCAGCCCCAGCGAGGAGUACUGGAGCCGCUACGUCCUCCACAUCCAAGGAAGCCAGGGCAUCGGAAGUCCCGGGCACAUCCGCUGGAACCUCUGCCUUUGCCUGCUGCUCGCCUGGGUCAUCGUGUUCCUCUGUAUCCUCAAGGGUGUGAAGUCCUCGGGCAAGGUGGUGUAUUUCACGGCCACGUUCCCCUACCUCAUUCUGCUCAUGCUGCUGGUCCGCGGAGUCACCCUCCCUGGGGCCUGGAAGGGCAUCCAGUUCUAUCUCACCCCUCAAUUCCACCACCUGUUGUCUUCCAAGGUGUGGAUCGAAGCUGCUCUUCAGAUCUUCUACUCCUUGGGUGUGGGCUUCGGGGGGCUCCUCACCUUUGCCUCCUACAACACAUUUCACCAGAAUAUCUAUAGAGACACCUUCAUUGUCACCCUGGGCAACGCCAUCACCAGCAUCUUGGCUGGCUUUGCAAUCUUCUCCGUGCUGGGCUACAUGUCUCAGGAGCUGGGUGUACCUGUGGACCAAGUAGCCAAAGCAGGCCCUGGCCUGGCCUUUGUCGUCUACCCACAGGCCAUGACCAUGCUGCCUCUGUCACCCUUCUGGUCCUUCCUGUUCUUCUUCAUGCUGCUGACUCUCGGCUUGGACAGCCAGUUUGCCUUCUUGGAGACCAUUGUGACAGCUGUUACGGACGAGUUCCCGUACUACCUUCGGCCCAAGAAGGCUGUGUUCUCGGGGCUCAUCUGCGUGGCCAUGUACCUGAUGGGGCUGGUCCUCACCACAGAUGGGGGCAUGUAUUGGCUGGUCCUUCUGGACGACUACAGCGCCAGCUUCGGGCUGAUGGUGGUGGUGAUCACCACGUGCCUCGCUGUCACCCGGGUGUAUGGCAUCCAGAGGUUCUGCCGGGACAUCCACAUGAUGCUGGGCUUCAAGCCGGGCUUCUACUUCAGGGCCUGCUGGCUGUUCCUGUCCCCAGCCACGCUCCUGGCCCUGCUGGUGUAUAGCAUCGUCAAGUACCAGCCCUCAGUGUAUGGCAGCUACCGCUUCCCAGCCUGGGCGGAGCUGCUGGGCAUCCUGAUGGGCCUGCUGUCCUGCCUCAUGAUCCCAGCUGGCAUGCUGGUGGCCGUGCUUCGAGAGGAGGGCUCGCUCUGGGAGCGGCUUCAGCAGGCGAGCCGGCCGACCAUGGAUUGGGGCCCAUCACUGGAGGAGAACCGGACAGGCAUGUACGUGGCUACGCUGGCUGGGAGCCAGUCACCCAAGCCCUUGAUGGUGCACAUGCGCAAGUACGGGGGCAUCACCAGCUUCGAGAACACGGCUAUCGAAGUAGACCGUGAGAUUGCAGAGGAGGAGGAAUCCAUGAUGUGA